GCAGGGGGAGUCGAGUGGGCGAGCAGGGUUAGUACCGCGGUAGCGGCGGCGGCAGCAGCAGGUGCUGCGGCCGGGCGGUUAUUACCUUUACCUCUGGGAGAGGAGGAGACGGAGGCGGGCGAUGGGUCAGGGGGUUGGGCUUGCAGGUUGAGAGCAAAGCCGAGGCACUGGAAGAAAGGACGAGAGUGAGGCGAGGCGCCGCGAAGCCUUCUCACCCCACCCACCCCCUUCCCGAAAAAGGGAAGCCUUCGCUUUGGAAAGCUGAGGCGACCUACAGCCGUAGGCGAGGGCGGAAAAGGCGCCGCCGCGCAGUGGAUCCAGCUUCGGUUGGGAGCAGCGAAUGCAGCUCCUUUCUAUGUUCCCAGGCAAGGGGGAAUCGUCCCCCGGCCGAGCCUGAUGUGCGGCAAUCGGGGCUGGCGAGAGACCGCGAGGAGCCGGUCGGUGGAUCCUUUCGCUACGCCCCUGAGCUGCAGCCGCAGUGACCAGAAAGGGACCUGUUAGCUCCGAUCACCCUUGGCUCCAGUUGGGUCUGGGCCACCCGGCUUCCCGCAGUCUUGGUGGCCGCGGGGGUCGGGGAGGGAGGAGGACAGCAGCAGCGAAGACGCACGAAGGUUUUAAGGGGAGGGAAGAAAGGAAGGCUGGGAGCGGCGCCGGCGAAUGGGCGCGCCUUGAAGCGCGGGGAGGCAAAGGCGUGAGAUCACCACCGUCUCCGAGUGUAUAAAUAUACACGUGUGUGCUGGAGAAUCCUGCAAGGAAAACCUGCUCCGAUUCGUUGCUGGAUCGCGACAGGUUUGCAAACCCUUGGAUCGCGGCAGCAAAGACGACAGCCGUUGCCGGUACGCACCGUACGCCGCCGCCACCCUCAGCCUCCUCUAUGUGAGCUUCUCCGGCUGCCAACACCUCCUCCUGCCGGAUGGCGAUAGACCGGCGACGCGAGGAGGGCGGUGGAGGAGGGCGGCAACUGACAGAGGAAAACGGCUCUUUGCCUGCCGGGAGGGCGGACCCUGCGGCUGGAGCUACAGCCGCACCUCCUGCGGGGGGUCUGGCCGCGGAGAUCCAGAGCCUGCCUCCUCUUGCGCCGCCCCCUCCUCCUUCCGGGUCCUGCAGCCCCCUGCUCUUGGAUUACGAUGGCUCCGUGCUGCCUCUCCUUGGGGGUCUGGGCGGCGGGCACCAAAAAACCCUCAUCCUUCUCACCUGGAUCCCGGCACUCUUCAUUGGCUUCAGCCAGUUCUCGGACAGCUUCCUCUUGGUCCAGCCUAUUUCUUGGUGCAAGGGCACGGAUGGGCAGGGUAACUGGACAGGGCACCCCCAUCUGCCUGCUAGGGGCCUUGCUACUAGCCCCAGCUACAAUCAGAGCAGCGGCAGCUAUAGCAGAGGGAUAGUGGCAGCCCCAGAACUGCCCACUUCAGAGGAGAAGAACGACAGUUAUUGCCAGUGUAGCGAGAGGUAUCACCGGAUCUCGGCUGGCCUUCGACAGAAUAUAGUGAGCAAGUGGGAUCUUGUUUGUGAGUCUUCCUGGAAAGUCCACAUCGCAAAAUUCUCUCUGCUUGUAGGAUUAAUUUUUGGUUACCUAAUAACAGGAUGUAUAGCUGACUGGUUUGGUCGUCGGCCAGUGCUGCUCUUCUCUGUUCUAUUCAUUCUGAUAUUUGGACUGACUGUGGCCCUGUCAGUGAAUGUGACGAUGUUCAGCACACUCAGGUUUUUUGAAGGGUUUUGCCUGGCUGGAAUAAUCCUUUCGUUGUACGCACUGCGAAUAGAACUCUGUCCUCCUGGUCACCGUUUCAUGAUAACGAUGGUGGCAAGUUUUGUAGCGAUGGCAGGGCAGAUCCUCCUGCCAGGUUUGGCUGUCCUCUGCCGGGACUGGCAAGUUCUCCAAGCUGUCAUCAUCUGCCCUUUCCUGCUGAUGUUGUUGUACUGGCUUGUUUUCCCAGAAUCGCUUCGGUGGCUGAUGGCCACCCAACAGUUUGAAGCUGCAAAGAAGCUCAUUCUUCGCAUGACUCACAGGAACAGGACGAGCACAGAAUGUGAUGUCAAAGGAGUGAUGCCUGGCCACAAGUGGUUCCCCAUAGCAGUGCCAGGAAGUGAGGAAAAAGACAGCCCGUCACGGAGCUCUAAUGGCUUUACUAUCAGGGAUUUCCAGAUGGGAAAUGAGGGAAGCAGCCAGGCUGGAGAAUUAGAGAGAGAACUUUCCAGGAGGCCGAAAAAGGUUUGCAUUGUUAAAGUGGUGGGAACCAGGAACCUGUGGAAAAACAUAGUUGUGCUGUGUGUGAAUUCGUUGACUGGCUAUGGGAUACACCACUGCUUUGCAAAGAGUAUGAUGGGUCAUGAAGAUAAGAUGUCACUCACCAACAAUUUUUAUGCGGACUAUUAUACCAUGGCAGGAAUUACACUUGUGUCCUGUCUAGCCAUGUGCCCAGUUGUUGGAUUUCUUGGGCGAAGAGGAGGACUGCUGCUCUUCAUGAUCCUCACUGCACUGGCUUCACUUUUACAGCUAGGCCUUUUGAACUUGAUAGGAAAAUACAGUCAACUUCCAGACUCAGGUAUGAGUGACACCAUUAAGGACAAAUUCUCUACUGCAUUUUCCAUCGUGGGUAUGUUUUCAUCACACGCAGUUGGAAGUCUCAGUGUUUUCUUCUGUGCAGAAAUCACACCAACAGUAAUAAGGGGAGGUGGACUUGGCCUUGUCCAGGCUAGUGCCGGCUUUGGUAUGCUGACGGCACCCAUCAUGGAGCUCCACAACCAGAAAGGCUACUUCCUCCACCAUGUGAUCUUUGCCUGCUGCACCCUCAUUUGCAUCAUCUGUAUCCUCCUCUUGCCUGAGAGUAAAAACCAGAGCCUGCCGGAGAACAUUACAGAUGGUGAACAUUACACCCGGCAGCCUCUCCUGCCACACAAGAAGGGGGAGCAGCCCUUGCUGCUGACAAACUCCGAACUCAAGGAUUACUCUGGCCUGCACGAUUCAGCAGGCGUGAACGAUGGGGUGACUGAGAGCGUCACUGCCAAUGGGAUGAAGGUUAUGUAGUGGGCUGGGGGAGAAGCACUUAGGUGUGGCAGAGCUUUCCACACAACAUUUACAGACCCGUGAAUCUGAAGGGACAGAUACACAGGGGAAUUGGACUCUACUGCUAAAACCACUUCUUGUAGGAAUCUGAUUGGGGUGCAUAUUGCUUUGGAACCAGUUAUGAGGGGAAAUGCAUUUUCAAAGCAAUCUGGCUGGAGAUAAUCACCCAUCAGAACUUUUCUUUUUGUCCAGCCAUGAAAGGUUUCUAUUUAUUUUCAUGAUUUUUUUCCCCAUGAAGCACUUUAUUCCCUUUUCUUCUUUGUUGACUACAAACAUGAAGCUGCAUUGUUCUCAAUAAGAGCAGCCAUUCCAAGAAAGAAAUCAUGGGAUUCAUUUUGCUUUUUAUCGUCUCUUGUGUUUUUGUUGGAGAAAUGAAGUAUCUUCUUGCUGUGAUGAUGCAUUCAUGGACUACUGACAUUUUAGGUUCAACAAAUUUUCUGUCUCGCCAGAUAAUCCAGUCCCCCCCCCCGCUGCCCAGGUUUACCUACUGUAUAAGUGUGUGUACAAAGCUCUCACUUAAAAUUCCAACUCCAUUCUAGGCAGCAGAAAUAAAAGUUUGGUUAGUGAGCUGUAGUGUGUUUUUAAAAGCUGUUUUCUAAACUUAAAAGUAGAGGAGUCCACGUAUUAGUUGCAGUUCCAAACAAAUCACUGCACAAACAAGCUAAGGUUUUUCCAAUGGUGAUCAGCUGUGUGGAUUUAAAAACAGAAAUAUAUCUCUUUAUAGAGAAUUCUUACAAGCUUUUAUUAAUGACAGCGAUAAGCAAUUUCAAAGUGCAUUACUCUAGGUAAAGCCUUGUUUACCACUGAGUAGUUUUAAACUAACAGGUCUAGGAACUAUAAGGUAGUGUUUUUCUAGGAGAAUGUUUCCAAUUUGGGAAGGGGAAAAGAUGGCCAGAAGGGUUUAAGAGUUGAACAUGCUUGGUCCAGGAGCAACUAGACUAUCUGCUCCUGACUGUUUUCUGACUGUCACAACAUAGGUUCAGCCACGAGCCCUUCCUGUUCCUCAAAGACUGUUUCAUUCUAAUGAAUGAAAAUGAGUGAUACGUCAUAAAUGAACUGACAUGAUAGGUUAAAGCUUAAGAUUAGGAAGAGGAGUGGAGCAGAUGGGGAAUAAUCAAAGAGCAGGCUCUUUGGAAGUUUAAUUAAGGCCAGAGUGUUCUCCGUAUGAGAUUUGUAAUAGUUUUUCAAGAAUAGGUUUGCAUAUUGUCAGCUGGUUGCCAUUUUCUAAUGAGAAACUUAUGGGAAAUGGCCACCGUUAAGUGCACCAAAAUAAAAUCCCAAGUGCUCUUGUAGGAUUUCUCAUCCCCCCUCCCCCAAAGAAAUACAUAGGCCCCAUAGGUUGAAAAUAGACACAUACCUUUUUCCUAAAUGCACUUGGAAGCAACUUACACUGCAAUUCAACCGGGCUUGUUUCUGCAUAAAAUGUGUUUGUUUAGGAUCAGGUAUUAAUGAAGCCACCCCCCCCCCAAAAAAACCCUUCCUCCAAAAGCUAGCAAGAAUUUGUGCUGGCAAUUUAAAUGGUCUUAAUGCAGGCAAAUGUUGGCUACUUAAGCCUUGUUUCCGCAAGAGCCUUACAGAACUAGCUUUGUGCAAGGACGUUCUGACAUUGUGGCUCUUGUGCAUAUAGUUAACUGUCCCACUUCUUUCCCUUCCACUUGGACCAUGCAUUUGUGACUGCCCAGUGGUACAGCCAUUUAAAUGAAUGCAGCAGCCAGAUGUGUGGUGACGUGUGAAGCCAUUGUUUGACUGUCACUUUGUUUGAUGUAUAUCUUGCAUUUGUGGGGAAAGGGCUCAUUUUUUGUGCUUUCCUCCCUGGCGUGACCCUUCUUUGUGCUAUAUAUUGUCUAUUAACUUACUUGUGUUCCUUCUUUCUUCCUCUGUCAGACUCCUUUUUGCAUUCCUGUGACCUGCACUAAGCCAACAAGGCUGCUUGUCAUAUAACCAGUUGUGCAGCCUCCAGUGCUGGCUUUUUGCUGGGAGAGCAAAAUGGACCUGAAGAAGAGACAAGAAUUUAUGUACUUGAGAAGAAAAAUGAUGUUGUUGUAAAGCUGGUAACUUUCGUACAGAAGAUGAGACACUUGGAGAAAUCUUUCUCAAACCCUGUUAAGAAAAAGAAACAACACUGGAUUGUUCAGUGAUAUAUAUUCCCCCUGAAGUGCCACUGCUGUGUCCACCUCAGUGGAACUUGUUAAAAAACUUCAAGCCCCGUCUUUCUUACACUCUCAAAUAAACUGUAUGGCUUCAACAACAAAAUGGCCGCCACUUCUCUCCAUUCUUCAUGCCCAGACUAUUACAACAUUACAUUGAAAAAUAAGGCCUUUUUAAUUGUGCAGUGUUCACGUGCCAAAUUUGUGUAAUGCCUUUUAUAUAAUGCUUCGAGCGACAUUAUCAGGAACAUACUAGUGUUUCUAGUAAAAUCUAUGAAUUAUAAAUUUGAUAUUUGUUUUUAAACAAGAGUAGAGGCCUGAAAAGCAUUGGAGAAAGAGAAUAUGAGAGAGAAGAGAAUUGGUUGUGGACAUGCAAAAGCUCCAGGCCAACACACAGCACUUUUGCAAUCCUUGUGGUACAGAACAGAUUUUUUCCCUGUCUCUUUGCAUAUAAUCUUAGAAUAGCGUACAAAUCAUGUUGACCACUUGUCAGCCUGUGAAGUUCAUUGUAUUUUAAUAUCAUUCAAGUUCCUGUUGUGCUCAUUUCUUUCACCUGCUGUGCUUUCUACUUUCCUUUUCUGAUGUGAUGCUCUUUAACUUUACAAAAAAGCAAAAGAGUGUGUCGCAAUGUAUUUAAAGGCCUAUAUAAGGUGAAGGGAGCAGUUGGUAAUUUUUUUAACAAAAUAUCUUUUUUAUAUAUGUAAAUUUAAACUUUUGCUUCCCCCCCUUUCAUUUUUGUUGGAAGACUGACUUUUGGAAUCUGUACUUUAGUUUGUUCCCAGCUUAUCUUACAGUUUGUUUGAUAGUUCAAAGAUCUCCAAUAAUUUCCAUUGCAAUAGUACUGAAGAUAUUUUAAAAAUUAUUUCAGUACUUGUCUUGAUACCUCAUGGUUCAUAACUGAUUCAAGUUUCAAUGGACAAGACUAGUACUAAAUUGUCAACCCUAGCAAAGACUACUACUGAAUCUGCUCUACUGCAGUCCUGCAUAACUUGUGAAGAGUACUUGCUGAUACCUCCACAAUGCAUAUCAGAACACAGCCCAGAAGCUUAAUAGGUUGCAAGUUGUUAACAGCCUACUAUAAUGUUGUGAUGUUGACUUCUUUGUAUGAACAAGGAGUUUCUGGACUGUCAAAUUCAUUCAAAGUAACUUUUGUGGUAAUUAAGACAGGCCUGAACUGUGUAUCACAACUUGUCAGUCAUUUGAUUAGGCCUUCUGUUGGCCUCAGUAUGCAACAAGCACACUACCAGAGGGCUGGAAGCUUGAAAAGUGUUUGGGAAACGCUGAACUUGUUUGCAUUUCACUUUGUAGAGUUUUUUCUAAGGCUCUGCAAUAGUGUACAAGCAAAAUGGGGUGUGGUGGUGAGGAUGGAUACAUACAAUGUUUUGUGAAAGGUUGUAGGUAUGAUAAGGGCAUCAUUGGCCAUGGUGUACAAAUUCAUCCUAUUAUGGUCUCUGAUAAACAAGUUUUGUCGUUUCUUUGAAAUCCUUCAAAGAUGGUCAAAAUUCUGUUUGAGAUGAAAAGAAAUGACUCUACAUCCCAAACAAGAAUCCAGUUAUACCAUCUUCAUCUCUGCUUAAAAACAGUUGUCUAUCUCCAGCCUGAAUUCCGCAAAACCUGAUUGGUUCUCCUUUUCUUUAGCAGAAAAGGGUUUUUCAAAGAUCACCCAAACACAAUGAGAGACGGGGCUAGAUCAUACAAUGGUAUAUUUUUAGUGGUAAUGUUCAUUGUUUGUUGUUCAUGACUGCAUGAAGGUAGCUUUUUAAACACCCUAUUAAAAGUAAUAAUCUGACAUUGACCAAAUACAUAGUGCCAUGAUUUUCCCUGCUGGUAAAUAAGGGGCAGGUUUAAUGGGAAAAUGAGGACCAUUGUCACUACAACCUCAGUCUGUAGCAGCCAUGAUUUUCUGUCAUCUAUACUGACUUCUAGCCAUGACAGACUGCAGCAAAGGUGUUGUGUGCAUGCUAACAUCUUCUGCUCAGGUCAGCUUCUGAUACAGUAGGGCCCCGCUUUACGGCGUUCCGCUUUAAGGCGUUCCGCUGAUGCGGCGGCUUUCGUUUUUAAUUUUAAAGCUAUUUUUUUCUCUUUCGCGUCAUUUUGCGCCGUUUUCGCGCGAUGUGGCCCAUUAAAGUCAAUGGGGUUCCGCUUUACGGCGUUUUCCGCUUUACGGCGGGGGUCCAGAACGGAACCCGCCGUAUAAGCGGGGCCCUACUGUAUUCCUCUACAAGCCAUACUCGGCGUGUGUCGGUGGUGUGCCAAAAGCCGAUUCAGCUUAUGGCAGUGCAAUUGCAAGACCAGCUUUUGCACAUGGGCUGGCUGAAGACUGUGGCUGUUGCAGGUGGAGGAUUGAUAUCCCUUGAUCGCCAGGUGAUUCAGGAUGGGUGCAUAACAUUUGGUAGGCUUCAUAAAAACCUAUGGAGUAGUGAUCAAAAAUCAACCAGUCUUUCCUGUUCAGGAAAAUAAGGUAGUUGCCAAGCCUGAAGAUAAGAUAUCUAAGCCCCACCAACUGGAACAAGGCCUCAAGUUCAUCCUAACAAACAGGGCCAGUUCUAAAGUGCAGCCAGGUGGGGCACUGGCUUGAGGGCCCCUGGAGCUACAGGGUAACAGGGGGUCCUCAGCGGCCCCUCUGCUCCCCUUCCACGAUCUGUGCCCCCACACACACCCUACUUACCUGUCUCCUGCCUUUUAGUAUUGUCCUUAAUGAAGAUGGUGGCCGCGGUUUCCCUAAAGUACUGAAGCCCCUGCAGCCAUCUUAGUUGAUGGCAGAGAUGCACACGCAUAGCACACACGUGUGCCAUCAACAUAGAUGGAAGCAGAGACUUCAUCCCCUUAGGGAAACCACAGCCGCCAUCUUGGUUAAUGGCAAUAGUAAAAAACAGGAGACAGGUAGGUGGGGGUGUAGGGGGAACGCGCAAACAUUGAAUGCGCACACACGCCGGGGCCCAGGGCAAGCUGAUGCCCAAGGGCCCCGGCAUGCCUGGAGCCGGCCCUGCCAACAAAGCGCUGGAAAUGUACUGUCCACUUUGACCUUUUUUUCCUUUCAAUGAGCUUAGAUCAGCCGCUUUUGUCUGGCUUUUUCUUUUCUAAUUUAGAAUUGAAUUUUUUUUAUUGGAAACCAUUUUUAACAGCAUUAAAGUCAGGCUUGAAUGUUUAAAAAUGUUUUCUAUAACAAUUUUAUCUUAACAAAACACUAUAAAGAUAGGGUAGAAAACCAUUUUAUUGAUGAUCACAGAAACAAGUUCUUAUAUAGGGAGGGAUACGAGUUAUUGGCUAAGUUAUUAUUAAUUGGAAGUGUUUCAUUUAUGCUGCCAGUUCCUAAAGCCAAAUGAAAGGGGGAAAAAAUCACCAAACUCAGAAGUGCCAUUAAAAUGAACUGUGAAUGUAAUAUCAAGUUGCAACUGUAGCUGGGACAGAAAGACACCAAUUAAGUGUGGCAGAUCUUCCACACUAAAAAAAAGUAAACAAAACCUCAUUUUUAAAUGUAUUGUGUGAAAACAUUUUUUGGGAAUGUAGUGUGCUAUGUCUGUAGUGGGUGAGAUUUCCCCUCAGUUUGAUGAAGUUCUGUUGACUAAUCGUUGUUAUUCUAUGGUUUUUUUUAAAAAACUCUUAAGUAGUUUGGUGCUUCUUCAUAGCACAAGCUUAAAAAUCAACUACUGAAGAACAGUCUUAAAAGCUAAAUGUCUGCAUGAUGUUACAUCCACUGUACCUACUGAACAACUUUGUAUGUCAAUGUACAGGAAUAAAGACAUUGCCCCAUUAGAACCUCA
This is a messenger RNA of Rhineura floridana, 8972 nucleotides long. It is a transcript of the gene SLC22A23, whose product is annotated as solute carrier family 22 member 23. The transcript has 11 exons. Gene Ontology annotation, biological process: transmembrane transport. The record is from RefSeq and is a predicted model, not a curated record. Gene Ontology annotation, cellular component: membrane. Gene Ontology annotation, molecular function: transmembrane transporter activity. NCBI's taxonomy places the organism in Eukaryota, Metazoa, Chordata, Lepidosauria, Squamata, Rhineuridae. Bases 914 to 3022 code for a protein of 702 amino acids.